AUGAACGAGAAAAUACCAUCUCUAAUGUCUCUAGUAAGGGAAGAGCAGAGGAUCGGAGAGCAGACACCUAAGGUUUUGUCCUAUCAUCUACCACCUAAUCGGCUGCUACCAUAUGGAUGUACAUCUGCACCAACAAACGUACUUACCCCAGAGGACGUUGAACUACUGUUGAGUGUGCAAGAGUGGACCAAGGAUGUCGAAUUAUGUUUCACGUUUGGAGCAGAGAAUGUUGCAAAGUAUCAAUUUCUCUGUAGAGAACCCUUCACAAUAGGUCAAAGAACUUUUUUAAGUGAUAGAAUAACAGAGGAAUACCACCUUGCGGCAAUUAUAGAUAUGGUGGGGGAAGACGAGUUUGACUUCAGUGGACCUGGACUUGCUGAGAUAUUCAACCAGACGAACCUCGUUUUUGUCUAUCUAUUCUCCCUAGAGAUUGAAAAAGAAAGAUCAAUGUUUGGUAGGAAGAACAGGAGUACUAAUGAGUUUUCUCAAAUGCCUGGUGAUGAGGGUGGAGAAAGGAAUAACAUGACAAAAUAUUUGCCAACCACUCCUGACCGAUUUCAUCAACCUAUUAAUCCGAAUAACUCAUACACACGGAACGAGAAGAACGAAGGACAUCAAUUCUGUGAUUAUGAACAGAGAGAUACAGAUGUAGGUGACGAAGAUUGGAAUGAAUUCAUCAUUCUAGAUUUCGAAGGUACAAGAAGCAAAAGUUUUAAUAAUGGUGGCCAUGAAAAUAUAUUACCUUUAUCGACUGAUAUAAGUGUAGAUGAUUAUAUUACCCCUUCAAACCAACCUUGCAUUGUUGAAGUUGGAGAAUCAACAACCGGUUCUACACAAGGCUCCUUCAUGAAUCUCCAAUUUCCCAUUCAAAAUGACGUAUCACGUCAACGGUGUGGAGAACGAACAGGGAAGCUUACAAAGAUGCAGCCGACGAGGUAG
This is a messenger RNA of Eruca vesicaria subsp. sativa (arugula), 939 nucleotides long. NCBI's taxonomy places the organism in Eukaryota, Viridiplantae, Streptophyta, Magnoliopsida, Brassicales, Brassicaceae. The record is from the annotation of a GenBank genome assembly.